AUGGUUGUCAACGUUGGAAUUAACGGUUUCGGACGUAUUGGACGUAUUGUCUUCCGCAAUGCCGUCGAGCACGACGACAUUAACGUCCUUGCCAUCAACGACCCCUUCAUUGACCCCAAGUAUGCCGUCUACAUGCUCAAGUACGACUCCGCCCACGGUAACUUCAAGGGUGAGGUCUCCUGCUCUGAGGCCGGUGACUUGAUCGUCAACGGAAAGACCAUCAAGAUGUACCAGGAGCGCGACCCUGCAAACAUCCCAUGGGCCCAGGCUGGUGCUGAGUACAUCGUCGAGUCCACUGGUGUCUUCACCACCAUUGACAAGGCCUCUCUUCACUUGAAGGGUGGUGCCAAGAAGGUCAUCAUCUCCGCCCCCUCUGCCGAUGCCCCCAUGUUCGUCUGCGGUGUAAACCUCGAGAAGUACAACAAGGACAUCAACAUUCUUUCCAACGCUUCUUGCACCACCAACUGCUUGGCUCCUCUCGCCAAGGUCCUCAAUGACAAGUUCGGUAUCGUUGAGGGGUUGAUGACCACUGUCCACUCCUACACCGCUACCCAGAAGACCGUUGACGGUCCUUCCGCCAAGGACUGGCGUGGUGGACGUACCGCUGCUACUAACAUCAUCCCUAGUAGCACCGGUGCCGCUAAGGCUGUUGGCAAGGUCAUCCCCGAGUUGAACGGAAAGCUCACCGGAAUGUCCAUGCGUGUCCCCACCCAGAACGUCUCUGUUGUUGAUCUUACCGUCCGCCUUGAGAAGGCCGCUUCCUACGAGGCUAUCAAGACCGCCGUCAAGGAGGCCGCUGCUGGCCCUCUCAGCGGUAUCCUCGCCUACUCCGAGGAUGAGCUCGUCUCCAGUGAUCUCAACGGAAACAACCACUCCUCUAUCUUCGACGCUAAGGCCGGUAUCUCUUUGAACGACCACUUCGUCAAGGUCGUCUCCUGGUACGACAACGAAUGGGGUUACUCUCGCCGUGUCCUCGACCUCAUCUCUUACAUCUCCAAGGUCGACUGCGCUUAA
Morchella sextelata is the source of this 1014-nucleotide messenger RNA. RefSeq lists its product as uncharacterized. The record is from RefSeq and is a predicted model, not a curated record. Gene Ontology annotation, biological process: glucose metabolic process. The transcript is spliced from 6 exons. NCBI's taxonomy places the organism in Eukaryota, Fungi, Ascomycota, Pezizomycetes, Pezizales, Morchellaceae. The coding region runs from base 1 to 1014 and encodes 337 amino acids. Gene Ontology annotation, molecular function: NADP binding; NAD binding; oxidoreductase activity, acting on the aldehyde or oxo group of donors, NAD or NADP as acceptor.